Molecule: messenger RNA, 3561 nt
Organism: Erpetoichthys calabaricus (reedfish)
Lineage: Eukaryota; Metazoa; Chordata; Cladistia; Polypteriformes; Polypteridae
Product: oocyte zinc finger protein XlCOF6-like
Exons: 3
Coding region: 471-2672 (733 amino acids)
Source: RefSeq, a predicted model, not a curated record
CUUUUUAGCGGCUAUCCUCAGUUUAGAAGACAAGGACGACACCGGAAGUGGGCCGCUGAACCGAGCAGUAGGUGCUGGGACUGUCCGGAAAACCAAAUCGCAGCGGGAGAAACAGAGGCUGCCAUUUCCGGUGACAAAUGCAGAAGGGAGGAGAGCUGUCUGGGUGUGCAGGAGCCUCCUCUGAUGGCAUGUGACUGCAGCUGUGUGACCACAGAAGGGACGAGUAAUGACACGUGGGGUGUCGUGGGCUGACGUUACUCUCUAAAUGUCUGCUGUGCUCUGGACGGUCAAGCUGGAGAUGCACAAGAAAAACCAAAGACUGGAGUGGUCAACAUGCAGCUGGAAAUCUGCUCUAGUAGCCAAUCAUUGAAGAGAAACCCCCAUGACCAUUGAUUGACUGGUGUGCUUUGUAAAAUGUGGCCUAACAGAGCUGAAUCUCACACAUAGGUGACCAGAAAGACCCUCCAUUUAUGUGUGGAGGCAAACUCAAAAACCUUGAAAGGCAAAGGGUCAGGCCUGCCAGCACUUCCCACAGGUUUUCUUUCCUUCUGCUGGUGACCGCUGGAUGUGCUGGCUGUCAUCGGUAUCCUUUGGUCAUAUCUUACUGUCGUGGGUUUGGUGUACACUGGAGGGUGAAGGCCUUCUGUCAAGGACACUCGAACAUCAGGGUGCAGAAUACAACAGACAAGGGCAGAAUCUCAGACCACACAGUAGCCUCGGCAUACGCCAUGGAGAACAUUAAAGGUGAAGACGGUGAGUGGGAGUCGGGGCAACUUCAGAUGAAACAGGAGGACUGGCAGUGGAGACAAGUCGUCAUUAAAGAGGAGCCUGAGACAAUGUCUGAUGCCAGUGAUCUGCACAAUAAUGAGGUGAUCAACAGCAUCAAGGCCGAAGACCUCAAAUCGGAGUUGGUACCUCAGCUUGUGUGUCCAGAUGAGGAGGGAACUGGAGCGGAUGUGACGAAGAGCGGACCUCAGAGUGUCCAGGUGAAGACUGACCCUCUGGACUGUGAUGUGAAACCAACUGAGAAAGCAUCAGGUUCAAGGAAUUGUGGUGAAGAUCUACAUGAAAGUGGCACCUUCUCCCCAUCUUCAUUUCCUCAGACCUCUCUUCACCAUAAACCACAGCAAAAUGAAGUUGUACAAGAACCAACAUCUGGAUCAGGGAUUUUGUUACUAGCCUUAUUGCCAUGCAGUUUUCAGCUUCCUGUGAAUUUAACAAAUAUAGAAGUAAUCAGCAAUCAAAAACAGGUGUGUGAUGCAAAUUCAUCAGGUGUGGAAGAUAGUCAAGACUCUAAGAAAACCUCAGAAAAGAACUCUGUAACCAAAACUAAGGUGAAUGAUACAAGACAGAAACCAUAUUGCUGUUCUGAAUGUGGCAAAACAUUUACUGUCAAGAGAAGUCUUAACACCCACAUGAGAAUUCACACUGGAGAGAAGCUACAUGGCUGUCCUCAGUGCGGCAAGCAAUUUCCACAAAUGAGCCAUCUUCUGACUCACAUAAGAGUUCACACUGGAGAGAGACCAUACAGCUGUUCUCAAUGUGGCAAACGAUUUUUGCGAAGGAGCAGUCUAUACGUACAUUUAAGAAUUCACACUGGUGAGAAACCAUAUUGCUGCUCUGAAUGUGGUAUUAGAUUUACUGACAGUAGUGGGCUUAAAAGUCACAUGAAUACUCACACUGGAGAGAAACCAUACUGCUGCUCGGAAUGUGGUAAACGAUUUUCACGAAUGACCCAUGUUCGGGCCCACCAACGAAUUCACACAGGAGAGAAGCCAUUCUGCUGUUCUGAAUGUGGCAAACGGUUUUCUCAAAUGAGGAGUCUAUGUAAACAUUUAAGAAUUCACACUCGAAAGAAGCUCUAUUGCUGUUCUGAAUGUGGAAACCGAUACACCAGCCAGAGCAGUCUUCAGAUCCACACACAAUUUCACAGAGGGGAAAAACUUUAUUCUUGUCCUGAUUGUGGGAAACAGUUCUACAGUAGUAGCAAUCUUCAGAACCACACAAGAAUCCACAGUGGAGAGGAGCCUUAUUGCUGUUCUGAAUGUGGCAAACGAUUCUCUCAAAAAAGCAGUCUAAAUAAACACACAAAAAUUCACACUAAAGAGAAACCUUACAGCUGUUCUAAAUGUAGGAAACGGUUUUCACGAAAGAGCAGUUUAAACACCCACUUAGUAACUCACACAGGGGAGAAGCCAUAUUGCUGUUCAGAAUGUGGUAAACAUUUUUCACAAACAAGCAGUUUAAAUAAACACAAAAAACUUCACACUGCAGAGUCAUAUUGCUGUUUGGAAUGUGGCCAGCAGUUUGCCACCAAAUUCAAACUUAAAAGUCAUGCAAGAAUUCACACUGGAGAAAAACUGCGUUGUUGUUCUGAAUGUGGGAAAUACUUCUCCAGCAAUACCAAGCUUCAUAUCCACAAAAGAAGUCACACUGGAGAAAAGCCCUAUUGUUGUUUAGAAUGUGGCAAGCAAUUUGCACAAAUGAGCAACCUAAAUAAACACACAAGAACUCACACUGGAGAGAAGCCAUAUUGCUGUUCAGAGUGUGGGAAACGAUUCACACGAAGUGAGUCUCUUCGGAGCCACACAAGAGUUCACACAGGAGAGAAGGCAACAAGGCAAAAAGAAAAAGACAAUGGCAACUCUCUGACAGACAGCGUGAUACAGUAAUCCAUCUGAUUGGUGAUUAUGAAGAGUUGAAGGUCAAAGGUUAAAUGCAAAGACAUAAAGUAGCCAGAUUACUCCAUUGGAAAAUUAUUUAAUAAAUAAAUAAAUAAUACUCUGUCAUGCUGGGAUAACUGAAGUAUUACGACACAGACAAAAAUGAACAAAAUAUCAACAUGUGCCAUCACAAAUAAACCAAAUGUGGAAACUCAGACUGAGCCAGUGGUGCUGGACUCUAAAGGCUGACCUUGACUUCCUAGUAAUCACUACACCCAUCUCACGUACAAAAAGAAGAAGCGUAAUUACAAACAAGAUGGGUGCUGCACUGAGCCGUCUCUGCAGUGUAAAAGAACAGCGAUAGCUGAGGCUCAUCGAGAGUUGGAGCAAACUUACCAGGUUAAUUGGGGGAGAGACCCUCCAUAACGGGCAAGGAGGCAGUGAGAGUUCCUUGGGACACACAAGGUCCAUCAAACAGAAAAAGUGCCGGACAUCUUUAUUAAGGAGUAUCUUCUAAGAAGGCACAGAAAGUGAAGUUGAACCCCCAUGCAGCUACUCGGUGCUGGAGAGAGAAAGAGGACAAAAGUACCAGGGAAUGCUGUUGGAGAUGUGGGGCAGAAGAACCCAAACUGUUCCAGCGGUUCCACUGCACAGAGCAACAUACAGGAUUAGGGAGAGACAUCGAGCAACGAGAGGCUGAGCCUGAUGUGCCAACGUCAUCCGUGGGAGUGGAAGUGCAAGAAGUGCUGAGUGUGUUGUGUUGCUGCUGAGUGAGAAUUCAUUAAAAUACAAAUUUUGCUCCUAAAAUCUUUAUUGUUUGGUUGAUGCUAAGGAGACGUGUGGGAAUUAUUUUCCUUUUUCCUUUUAGAAGGGUUUUUUGCCUUUUUAUUUUGCCCAA